Anoplopoma fimbria (sablefish) is the source of this 736-nucleotide messenger RNA. RefSeq names its product coactosin-like F-actin binding protein 1 (gene cotl1). The record is from RefSeq and is a predicted model, not a curated record. Gene Ontology annotation, biological process: regulation of actin filament polymerization. Gene Ontology annotation, molecular function: actin filament binding. Lineage: Eukaryota; Metazoa; Chordata; Actinopteri; Perciformes; Anoplopomatidae. Bases 303 to 731 code for a protein of 142 amino acids. Gene Ontology annotation, cellular component: plasma membrane; actin filament; cortical actin cytoskeleton. The transcript has 4 exons.
AACCUGCUCGACUAGCAUCACCAACGCCCAUAAAGUAGCGAUAUACAGGAAAUAAACCCAGCUGCUAGAAGAGGAGCCGCCUCUUUCCGCUACAUCCGACCGGCUCAGUCGUUCCAGUGCGGUGGUCGUGAUUUUGGAUUGAAGCCUCUCGCAUAACGUUAUCAUUAUCAAUUCUCGGAUGUACAGCAUCCACUGUAUAAGUUAGCUGCUUUUAAUACCGUGAUAGAUAGCUCUCCCUGCUUUGGACUGAUACACCGGUGACUUCGACUGUUUUCACUCCCUUUUCAACGUUAUACGAAAAAAUGGCAACCCAAAUCGAUAAAGAGGCUUGCAGAGAGGCUUACAACCAAGUCAGAGACGAUAAUUCGGACAUCAAUUGGACUGUGUUCAAAUAUGAGGGCGCCAUGAUCGUGCCUGCGGGACAAGGGGCGGACUAUGAGGACUUCAAGAGUAUGUGCACAGAUGACGCCCGUCUGUUUGCCUUCGUCCGGAUCACGAUGGGGGACGCCAUGAGCAAACGGGCCAAGUUCACCCUCAUUACCUGGAUCGGGGAGAACAUCAGCGGGCUGCAGCGCGCCAAGAUCAGCACCGACAAGGCGCUGGUCAAGGAGAUCGUGCAGAACUUUGCCAAGGAGUUCAUGUUCAGCGAUCCGAGGGAACUGGAUGCGGACAACAUCCGCACAGAGCUGAAGAAGGCCGGUGGAGCCAACUAUGACGCACAGGCCGAGUAGAGAAG